AUGGGUCAAAUUGAAAGCGCAGAAGCUGUGGCGGAGCCUCAAACUACCGCCAACGACACCUCCAAACCAACUUCCUUGGAAUCCGCGCUCGCAGAAGCUGCAGAAUAUGGAAGCCAACACACUGAGUCUGUUGAGGAAAUGGCUCAGAAAGCUCUCGAAUGCCCAUGCAUUGCUGAUUUGCGAACUGGUCCUUGUGAUUCUCAAUUCUCAGAGGCAUUUUUGUGUUUUCUCAAGAGUACCUCUGAAGAAAAGGGCUCGGACUGUGUACAUCCGUUUGUUGCUCUGCAGAGCUGCAUCAAGGCCAAUCCAGAUGCAUUCUCUAAUGACAUUGUACGCAAAGAAGAAAGCAAUGAGUUGGGGCCAGCCCUAGAGUAUAAAAUACAUCCUCCCAAAUGGUCUAAGGAAUCUCGAAGUUCAAAAUCCAGGCUUUAA
This is a messenger RNA of Sphenostylis stenocarpa, 432 nucleotides long. The record is from the annotation of a GenBank genome assembly. Lineage: Eukaryota; Viridiplantae; Streptophyta; Magnoliopsida; Fabales; Fabaceae.